Molecule: messenger RNA, 4698 nt
Organism: Xenopus tropicalis (tropical clawed frog)
Lineage: Eukaryota; Metazoa; Chordata; Amphibia; Anura; Pipidae
Exons: 4
Coding region: 334-1107 (257 amino acids)
Source: RefSeq, a predicted model, not a curated record
CAAUAUCACAAAGCAAAGUCUCUUCCCAAGUGCCGAGCCGCCCGACUGUAAGUGCAGAUAAGUCUCACCCUCUCUCUCGUUUGCUUCCAGAUCCUUUAUAAAGGGAGUCAUUUGAUUCCUUGUGAUUGUCCUUCCCGGGGGAUUUGCAUCAACACAAGUCUGAUAUCCGAACGGGAAUGAAAAGAAGAGCAAAUGCGUUGGAGAAGGGAGUAGGGGAGAUGCAGAAUCCCUGAGAUAUUAAAGGGCUCCUUGGAAGUAAAUCAGUAGCAGGCAAAUCCAGAGCCUACUCAUAUAUAAGGUCUCUGCGCAAUCUGCGCUCAUUCCCAGACCAUUAUGGAUGGAGAAGUAGAAAAGAACGAAGCUUCGGAUGAGAAGAGCAGUCUUGAGAGUGAAGAUUUCUUCUUAUCACUCACUGAGGAGGAAAGAGAAUGUCUCCAGUACCUGCUGGAAACCAUUGAUUCACUGGAGGAUGAUAACCAAGAAGACUCUGAAGAUUCAAAUAUAAAUCAAGCUGAUGCCAUUGAUGAUUUGGCCAACUCGGCGCAACAUGUAGGAAAUCUGGACAGAAACCAAAGGGGUCUAAGUGAAAGCUGCAGAGCAGCAGAUCAAACAGAUCAUGAGACGUCUCUGUCUAAAAUGAGGAUUAUAAAGUCCUUCUCAGAGGAUUUCCCAGGAUGUUCCAUCACUGUCACUUCUGACACGGGACACAAGUUGGCCAGCUCACACCCAAGCCAUUUAAGAAAGUUUGAUACCAUCAUGCGAUCUGGGGUGAACGUGCAAGAACUGAGGGCACGUUUCAUUCGCCAGCAAGAGCCUUCACCAGUGGGCGAUCAUACAAGGGGCACAGGGUCAGCAGGGACAAAAGUGCCACCCAUGUCCCGGAACCUUAAAUCUCCCAGACAGGAGGCCUUGCAGAAGUUGGGACUGCUCAAAAGGAAACAAAGCAAUUCAAGUGCUUGCAGCUCCCCUGAGCCCCAUCAGCCCACAGAACCAAGCUCAGCCUCACUGAACGGUGACAUAAAGCAAACUGCUUCCAAAGGAGGGAAUGGUCCUCUAGAGAAAAGAUCUGGGAAGCCGGGAGCCAUGGACAGAUGCUGGCCUCCUUAACUUCUAAAUGAAUUGACUUGGACUCUUGCCCGACAGGGCUACAAGUAAUUAUCGAUCUGCCAUACAUUUAUAAAGCAAAGAGGGAUCUGUAGCAGAAUAUAACGGGACACCUGGCUUCCCCAUCACUACAGCGCUAGCACAUAAUGAGGAUUUAAAUACAGGAAAAGCACAAUGAUUAUACGAUUGGCUGAUUCCCAUAAGAGGAAAUGAGAUGGAAUAGAUAUUUACUACAGCCAGACUGUUUUUUUUGGAGAGGGGGUGGGUUACUGUACUGUAUUUAUAAUUAACAGGUAUGCUUCAGCUAUUCUAACUUAAUGGGACACUAUACCUUUAUUUUCCCUAUGGAUUUGUUUAUUUGUUUAAUGAGAACAUCAGGAGCUGACUAUGUGAUUUGUUGUUUUACCCUUGCCAUUGCUUCUCAUGCUUGCUGGUCUCAAACUUUCUCAUGACUUUCCAUAGCCCUUCUAUUGUUUUAUACUUUCUUAUGAUAAGAAGCCAAAAAGUGAUAAGGCUUAGUAGUGGCUUGACUACAAUACAUCAGACCAAGUGGUUGCAGGGGUAGGGGCUGGGAUACAGGUUGCCCUGUGUAGCAGCCUCUCCACCACAGCCAGUAGCAUAAGGAAGCAGACUUCGUGGUUGCAGGGGGGACCCUGUGAAGGGGGGCCCAGACUGCUUCCUCUACAGCUUUAGCCAACCUCCCUCUUCUACCUGAGAGCUAGCGGGCAGGGAUGGGGGAUGUGAGGGAGGGGCAGGCAGAUGCGGAACGGAAGGGGGGGUAAUGCUUGCAUUGCUUGCCUGGUCCCUCUGAAGAUUUUUUUGCAGGGGGGGGGGCCCAACACAGUGUUAGAACUCUACUUUUCCCAGCACCUCUCUUACCUUAGAUUUAGUCGCCCACAGCAAACUAGCAGUGCUAGGUGGGCAGGGGGUGGGUAGUGGUUUCCCUCAGCAGAUACUGUGUGCGCCCCCUGAGGAUUUUUUUGGCAGGGGGGCCAGUGAUUUCAAGCUAUGCCACUGUGGCUUAUCAGUCCAAGGACCAUGACAAAAAUUCAGUGUGGCAAUUCAUUGGAAGCCAUAUAUGGACAGUGGUGUAACUAGGGGAUCACGGGCCUGGGGGCAAAAUUGGCAACUGCCUCACCCCCCCUCCUCAGUUUGUCACUCUACCAGGAAACUCAAUGCACACAUGUUCUUACCUUAACUUCCUUAUAGUGUGCGUAGUGACUACUGGGGGGCUGGCCUGGGUGCAGUCGCAUCCACUGCUCCGUUAUGCCACUGUAUUUGGAACUGUCUGUAGUAGGUACACAGUCUUCACUAAAAGGCACUUCCUUAAAAAAUGAUCCAUGUUUUAAAAUUAAUAUGUAAGUGUGAUAUUAAGCAGUGUUUAUAUAUACCCUUCUAUUUUCUGGUUCUGACUCUCACUAGUUUCCUUUAGGUCUCUGGCUUUUACUACAUAGAUUCAGGAGUGAGAUCAGCAGUGCAGGAGUAUGAACAGCCAUUUUUACAUUUAUAUUACAAUAGCUAUUACAAUUAAAUUUUUCUGUGUAGGGUAAUUGGCUGGGAAGUAGCCUAGCAGCCCAGGGGUGUGGCUUGAUGUCAUUUGGGCGUGGCUACCUGAGGGGCCACAUAAUAAAGUCUCUAAUUCUAGUAGGGAUGCGCAAAAUCUGAGGGCCAAGCUGAUCCAAAUCCAAAACCUAUUAGGACUUUAGACUGGAAUUCAGUUCAGAAUUUGCCCAAUUAUUAUUACUGUACUAACCAGAAUUCUGCAGAACAGUCCCCUUAGUUUAUUCAUAGCCUGUACAGAGAUACCAUAGCAUUAUGCCAACAUAUUUGCACAAUUUAGCAGGAACGGCCCACUCAAAACCUGUAUAAAGAGACACUAUGCCUGCAUAGUACAAAUUAAUAUAGUUACCCUCAGAACAUGCAAUUAUAAAGUAUCCAAAAGCUAUAGGCUGGGCCAGUUUUCUUUACAAGCCUUACUAUACAAAAUGAAAAGCUGGCAACGCACAGCACAGUGAUCAAUUCCUGGAAAAGUACCUGCUGUGAAACAGAAUUGAUAAAUGCGACAGUGGAAGGUUAUAUUUAGCAGGGGUUGAUCUAUACUGGGAACAGUCGGCCUGUGGCUCUCCAGCUGUUGUGGAAAUGCAACUCCCAGCAUUUGCAGCCAUGGCACUUCUUACUGACACAGAGAGUGAGAUUUCAGCUGAUAACUGGAGGUGGAAACUGGUAAUUAUACUUACGGUGAUACUGACACAUUCCCAUAAUCUGUAGGAAUGUAUCAGUAUCAUUAGAAAGAAAAGAUAUCUUCUUUUGUUACAAAACUGCCCCUAAGCUGAUCCCCAAACCAGAGGUACUUAAAGCUUUUGACCGAUAGGCAAGGCUUUGGAGAGUGAACUGCUUCUGUAAGUCAAACUAAGUGGGGGGUUCUGGCAAAAUAGUACAACCCUUGGCUGGUGGGAUUACACCACCACCAGCCAAGGGUUAGUACAGGGGGAUUCAGGGAAUUACAACUGGGCUUCCAAAUGCUGAAAAUGCCUUAAGCUGGCCAUAGAUAGGCCAAUAUUGGUCGAUGACUUAACUGCUCUUAACCAAGUUAGCACUUUAUUGGUCUAUUUAUGGGCCCAAACAAUAGUCAAUAAGAAAUCAAGGCUGUUUUAGAAUAGAAGGGCUGAAAAUGUCAUAUUAGGCAAGGCCUACUGUGGGAUAUUGAUAUAGUCCUCUCUAGGGCUCUACAUGGGAGCAUCAUCUGAUCCAAUCAUAGUCAUAUAGUGCAUAAGCCUGAUUUACCACUACCACUUUAGCAGCUAGAUAGGGCAAAGAUAUGCUCGUUGGUCACCUCACCAACCAAGAAGUUCUACCUGUGUUUAGGCAGCUUUGGGAGGAUCAAACUAAAGAUUUACAAUUAAAUCCUGGUUUCGAGGCGGCGUCAAAACUCUUGGUUCAAUGAGGUGAGAAAAUCUCCUGCUUAGGACUUAUACAGCUUUUAAAAAUUGGUCUAAAUCAGGAAUGUUCAACCUGCAAACUUUUAGAUGCUGCUGAACCACAGCCAAAAGGACAGUGAAUGCUGAAAACUGGUAAUAGGUUCUGGGAACCCCCUUGAAACGUUGUACCAGGGGCCAACUCUCUCUGCUUUCAACUUUGUCCUAAAAUUCUUUGCCUCUGUUUGUUUUCAUUUCUAGUUUUUUUUGAUUUUCGGCUUUUAUCCCUUCCUCAUUCCUAUGCUAUGUUGUUACUGGGCAGGCCUGGUGCUGUGUCAUUGUCACCUACCACAAGGAAGUGUAUGAGAAAAUGAAGUAGGAGAACAGGAGACCCAAGUGAUGAGGAUCUGCUGAUGCCCCAGGGCCAGGGUUUGGCUUUCAUUGUAGUUCAACAAAGUCUGCAAAUUAGAGAGUCUUUUCCUUGGGGCCUCAGAUAGUAUCAAGUCUACUGGGCUGUUACAGAAUCACCAUGUACAGUUCUAAAUCUAUGUCUAUAUGUGUAUUGCUCAAUCUAAAUCAUGUGUAUUGAUUCGACUACAGAAAAAUGAACCCAAAAUAAAAGCUGCUGAUGGAUUACACUGAUCCCCAAUAGUCAAUAAAGGAAUGAUUUAUUUUUGUA